UGAAAGAAUGGAUAUUCCAAUUUCUCAUAAAUGCAAAAAUGAUAAUAAAGUGAAAGUGGAGGUAAAGGAAAAAAGUGAAAAAAUCCGUUUUACAACUGUAGGCGGUGUCAACGGUGAGGAUUUCCUUUUGUUUUUUAAUGUGUGGUUUAUCUUAGGUUUUGAGCUUCUAGCAUUCACUGAUACUUUUAUAUCUCCAGACAUAUCGGUACCUUUCGGGCACUAUGCUUGAACCUUUGAUGAUCACCUACAUCUUUGCUGAAGUGCUGAUCUCGGUGGCCACCCUGGUCGGCAAUCUCCUUGUGGUCUGGGCUGUCAAAGUCAAUCCUGGUCUCCAGGCUGCCACUUUCUACCUGAUAUUCUCACUGGCCAUGGCAGACGUUGCAGUGGGCGCCGUGGCUAUCCCGAUAGCCAUUCUCAUCAGCCUGCGGAUAAGAAUGUCCUUCCACGGAUGUCUGUUCUGCUGCUGCCUUAUUUGUAUGCUGACCCAGGGCUCCAUCAUAUUCUUGACGGGCAUCGCUGUGGACCGCUACCUGCGGGUUAAAAUGCCAGUCAGGUAUCGGACAACUGUUACCAAGAGAAGAGCAAUGAUGGCUGCUGUUUUCUGCUGCUUACUUUCCAUAAUAUUAGGAUUAAUUCCCAUGAUGGGCUGGCACAAUCAACAAAAGAAAAACAUCAGCGAGACUAUAGAGUGCACAUUUACCACUGUGAUGAGCAUGGAGUAUAUUGUCUACUUCAACUUCUUUGUUGUAAUCCUCCUUCCCUUACUGAUCAUGCUGUGCCUUUACACCUCAGUGUUUUUUACCAUCAAGCAGCAGCUUACCAGUACCUUGGGCAAGUGCUUCUCUUCAAAGAAAUACUACCAGAAGGAGCUGAAGCUGGCCAAAUCUUUAGUGCUGAUCCUUCUUCUUUUCACAGUUUGUUGGAUACCUUUGCCCAUCAUAAAUGCUGUGUCCUUGUUUUGCAAUGUUUGCUACAUGCCCCCAGCUGCACUUUACUUAUUCAUCCUUCUCAGUCAUGCCAAUUCUGCCAUGAAUCCUAUAGUGUACGCUCUCAGAAUAAAAAAAUUCAGAGUGACAUUCUGGAAGAUCUGGCAGUGCUAUGUUUCUGGGGUGGAAAAUACCGAUCAGUCCCAAGUGCAUGGUUCUACUGUGCAGUCCUUCACGGCUGAACGGUCUGAAUCUACAUGAACUGACCUGCACAAGUCUAAACUUUUGUAGCUCAGUUUUCAGCAUUAUAGAAAUCUUUACCAUAAUUUUUAUGGAAUGUGGUAAACACUGAGGAGCUUUCGCCAGUGUUCUAAGAAGCAUUCAGAUUAUCCUCGGCUUUAUAUGCACAGCAUAGAUAGGUGUCAAUCGUGAUUAGGUCUAUAAUAUCAUCUGGAUUUUAGAAUGCUUAGUGAGUGCUUCCAUGAGUAUGCCCAGCAUGUUUUUACAAUGUCUAAUUUCUUAGCAUCUAAUCAAUAAAUAAUGUAAUGUCAUUUUCUUACCUGCUUAACCCAGACCAGGGUUACAGAAUGGUGCUGGAGCCUAUCUCAGCUAGCAUAGGGUGCAAGGCAGGAACAAACCCUGGACAGGGCGCCAGUCCAUCGAAGGGUCGAACACACACAGACACACCAAACACAUACUAGUGCAUUUUAAGUUGCCAAUUCACCUAAUUUGCAUGUCCUUGGACUACAGGAGGAAACCACACAGACAUGGGGAGAAACAGAGGGAGGACCUGGGAAGCAAACCCUGGUCUCUUUACUGCGAAGCAGCAGUGCUACCACUGCACUGCCCCAAUAAAUAAAGUAAAAAAUGAAAAUUAUAGGAUUUGAAAAGAGACUGCAUAUAACUAAAAAGAGGUGCUUCCUGGGUUAAUUUGCUAUUCUUAGUUGGCCGCAAGUGAGUUAAGAUGGGUGUAUGACUGUGUGUGAUCCUGCAGUGGUGCUUUCUGCUUUGCACCCGAUGUAAAAUGAGUUCCUCUCACCCUGAGUUGGUUCAAGCUGAUUUUAGAAUGUUCAGUCAGUAAUAGUUUAACAAGUAUUGUGACAUUUUU
This is a messenger RNA of Erpetoichthys calabaricus (reedfish), 2034 nucleotides long. RefSeq names its product adenosine receptor A1-like. The record is from RefSeq and is a predicted model, not a curated record. The transcript has 3 exons. Lineage: Eukaryota; Metazoa; Chordata; Cladistia; Polypteriformes; Polypteridae. Gene Ontology annotation, cellular component: synapse; dendrite; membrane. Gene Ontology annotation, molecular function: G protein-coupled adenosine receptor activity. Bases 222 to 1187 code for a protein of 321 amino acids. Gene Ontology annotation, biological process: G protein-coupled adenosine receptor signaling pathway.